This is a messenger RNA of Coregonus sp. 'balchen', 8486 nucleotides long. The record is from the annotation of a GenBank genome assembly. Lineage: Eukaryota; Metazoa; Chordata; Actinopteri; Salmoniformes; Salmonidae.
GGUAUAUUGUGGCCAGUGACGCAUCCCUUCUGAAGGCAGAGCCCGCACCAAAUAUGCAGCCUACUGAUUGGCUGAGGAGUUUGUCAAUGUAAAAAGGGAGGGUUAUCAGGAAACAAAUAUGGCUACCCUGUCUGUUGGAGAGCCUCAAGAGAUGGAAGGUGAGUGACAAUCUAAUAUAUGGCAUCGCAAAUAGUUUAUCAUGAGGGUGGUUAAAUGUAUAUUUACCUAUAUAUUAUUGAACCUUUCCCCCAAACUGUACGCCGCAGGGGAUGUUAUUUUGUGCUACUUUGCCCUUCCCUCCCUGGUCAUGCUAGCUAGCUAAUGUUGUUAGCUAUGUCAUUCAAUAAGAAGUUGUUUACGUUUGCCAGCAUUUAUCUAGCUACUAGCACUAGAUAACUAAACUAACAUGUUUUUUCUGUACCUAGCUAAAUGUCAUCCUCCUGUGUUUAUUGUAGUUAGCUAACAUUAGUUAGAUAACAAAUAAUGACCGACUCAUCCACUUAAUACAAGCAAGUUAGCCUAGCAACUGAGUGUGGCUGAAAUGGGAACAUCAAGCUACUCUAGCUAGCUGGUUGGUCCUUGCUGGCCAGUCAGCUAGCGUGGAAAAUUUACUUUCAAUAUUGUCAGAUUCUUCAACAUCUAAAAUCAAAAUGUCAGACAGACACAGUCGAAAAUAACCUUACUAGUUCCUGUAUAUAGCUUACUUCAAGACAAGGUGUAGCUAAAUAUAAAUAUGUUGCUACUGAUGAACGUGCUACUGAUCAGCUAGCAGUAGUUUGCAGACACAGCCAUCCAUAGGAAAUUAAGAGGCGUCAAAGCAGGUCAGAUCAUGUGAGCCUGCUACUACAUGGGCGCUUUAGUUUUAUUGACUCCUCCAUGGCUACAACUGUGAUAAUGUCCAAACUACAUUGAACUGAUUGACCAGGGCUGUUCCUUCCCAUCUGUUCUGUGUGCAGUGGAUCGGAAGGGAGAGUCAGAGGAGUCAGGAGAUGAUGAGACCAGGAGGAAGAGCAUCAACGGGGAGGUAGACCCCAACCAGCCUCCUGCCACAGGUGGGGGCUAUACACAAGUUAUACCUUAAGGCCCUCAAGGGUGAUGCACCCAGCAUGCUCCGUACAAUCAUCAGACUCAAACAGCCUGGUCAUACCAGCCACAACCCUGCACAGCAUGGGUGACAGGUCCUUCUCACAUGUUGCCCCUCAGCUCUGGAACACUCUACCUGUACAUGUCAAGGAGGCAGCUUCAAUUUCCUCAUUUAAAAUGUCACUAAACACCUACCUAUUCAAGCUAGCUUUUACUGUUCUAUCACUUAAUUUGCCUAAAGUCUCUUUUGCAUUAGUAGUUAAUGUAUUGUGAGUUUUUCUACUUUUUGAUGUAUUGAUGCUGUUUUUGUUAUUGUUUUAUUUUUGUUUGAUACCUUUUGUGCAAUGAAUGUGGGAAAUUAUGCAAGAAUACAGGGUAAGGUUAAACACAAGUAUAGUGUCACAUCAUACUCAGGUGGCACAAAAUGAAGAAAACAUGUUGUACUGUGGUAGCUAGUACAUACUAGUCUAGUUAGGCCUAGAUGCUGUGGCUGUGUUAAAAAUUACCUCUUGAAAUGUCUCUCUUUUUGUACACAGUUAAAGAGGAGUCUCCCGUUGAUAUGGAUACCAUAACCCUGGACCCAGAGGAAGAGGUGAUGGAGGGAUGGAAAUUAGUGUUGCCAUACAAUUAGCCUCAGGGUAUUAUGAAUGUUGUUCCAAUUUAGUUCUCUACCUAACACACCUACCUCUCUUCACAGGAUGUUGAUCUUGUCCACUGUAGGAUUGGGAAGAUUGAGGGACUGGAGGUGUUGAGGAAGGCUAAGGUCAGUAGGUUGACUAUUGUCUGUCAUUCACCCAUAUGAUUGUAAAAACAUCAUAUAGCUAUUUAUAGAAAACAUAGAUGACAAUCACCCUGGAGUAAAGGAGACUGUGUCUGCACAAACAGUAUGACUAGAUUAACUCAUGUUUGUGUGUGUGUCUCCAGACGCUCUCUCUAAGGCAGAACCUGAUCAAAAACAUUGAGAACCUGGAGACGUUAGUGACUCUGAAGGAGCUGGAUCUCUACGACAACCAAAUCCGCAAACUUGAGAACCUGCAGACCCUCACAGAGCUGGAGUGAGUCUGAUGGGACCACAUACAUACAUGGAUGUAUACACACCGGUGUUCCCUCCCUAUCAGCUGACCUUGUGGUUGCCUCGAUGACCAGCUUUUACUAACCAUUAAUAAGUGCAUUCCUCUCCCCAUUUACACUGACAGAACUGAAUGAACUGUGUUACUCCAUGUACUAUUUUACACAAAAUGUUUCCUCACAGUAAAAUUGAAUUAAACCUGAAUGUAUUUUGACUCUGAUCUCUAGCCAGCUGGACGUGUCCUUCAAUCUGCUGAGGAAGGUGGAGGGUCUGGAGCGUCUGACGGGGCUGAAGAAGCUAUUCCUACUGCACAACAAGAUCAGCCACAUUGCCAACCUGGACCAUCUCACAGGCCUGGAGAUGCUGGAGCUGGGCUCCAACCGCAUCCGGGUGAGACAGAGGCCAAGGGUCACGGAUCAUGUGCGACUAAUUACAUAGGGUGGCUGGAGCCUUUGACAAUAUUUAGGGCCUUCCUCUGACACCGCCUGGUAUAGAGGUCCUGGAUGGCAGGAAGCUUGGCCCCAGUGAUGUACUGGGCGGUACGCACUAACCUCUGUAGGGCCUUGUGGUUGGAGGCCGAGCAGUUGCCAUACCAGGCAGUGAUGCAACCAGUCAGGAUGCUCUCGAUGGUGCAGCUGUAGAACGUUUUGAGGAUCUGAGGACCCAUGCCAAAUCUUUUCAGUCUCCUUAGGGGGAAUAGGUUUUGUCGUGCCCUCUUCACGACUGUCUUGGUGUGCUUGGACCAUGUUGGUGAUGUGGACACCAAAGAACUUGAAGCUGUCAACCUGCUCCACUACAGCCAUGUCGAUGAGAAUGGGGGCGUGCUCGGUCCUCUUCUUUUUCCUGUAGUCCACAAUCAUCUCCUUUGUCUUGAUCACGUUGCGGGAGAGGUUGUUGUCCUGGCACCACACGGCCAGGUCUCUGACGACCUCCCUAUAGGCUGUCUCGUCGUUGUCGGUGAUCAGGCCUACCACUGUUGUGUCCAUGCAGGCCAUGCAGUCAUGAGUGAACAGGGAGUACAGGAGGGGACUGAGCACGCACCCCUGAGGGGCCCCCGUGUUGAGGAUCAGCGUGGCGGAUGUGUUGUUACCUACCCUUACCACCUGGGGGCGGCCCAUCAGGAAGUCCAGGAUCCAGUUGCAGAGGGAGGUGUUUAGUCCCAGGGUCCUUAGCUUAGUGAUGAGCUUUGAGGGCACUAUGGUGUUGAAUGCUGAGCUGUAGUCAAUGAAUAGCAUUCUCACGUAGGUGUUCCUUUUGUCCAGGUGUGAAAGGGCAGUGUGGAGCGCAAUAGAGAUUGCAUCAUCUGUGGAUCUGUUGGGGUGGUAUGCAAAUUGGAGUGGUUCUAGGGUUUCUGAGAUAAUGGUGUUGAUGUGAGCCAUGACCAGCCUUUCAAAGCACUUCAUGGCUACAGACAUGAGUGCUACGGGUCGGUAGUCAUUUAGGCAGGUUACCUUAGUGUUCUUGGGCACAGGGACUAUGGUGGUCUGCUUGAAACAUGUUGGUAUUACAGACUCAGACAGGAAGAGGUUGAAAAUGUCAGUGAAGACACUUGCCAGUUGGUCAGCGCAUGCUCGGAGUACACGUCCUGGUAAUCUGUCUGGCCUUGUGAAUGUUGACCUGUUUAAUGGUCUUACUCACAUCGGCUACGGAGAGAGUGAUCACACAGUCGUCCGGAACAGCUGAUGCUCUCAUGCAUGUUUCAGUGUUACUUGCAUAGAAGUAAUUUAGCUCAUCUGGUAGGCUUGUGUCACUGGACAGCUGACGGCUGUGCUUCCCUUUUUAGUCUGUAAAUUUGUCUCCCAGUGUCUGUUGGAAAGCAGACUGAACCAGGUUUUACUCUAGGAUUUUGCCUGUGCAUAGCGCUAUUCAGUUUAUUUAAUCAUAAACUCCCUAGUCCUUGCCGGUGACAAGCAUACCCAUAACAUAAUGCAGCCACCACCAUGCUUGAAAAUAUGAUGUGGUACUCUGUGAUCUUGUGUUGGAUUUGCCCCAAACAUAGCACUUUGUAUUCAGGACAUAAAGUUCAUUUCUUUGCCACAUUUUUUGCAGUUUUACUUUAGUGCCUUAUUGCAAACAGGAUGCAUGUUUUGGAAUAUUUAUUAUUCUGUACAGGCUUCCUUUUCACUCUGUCAAUUAGGUUAGUAUUGUGGAGUAACGACAAUGUUGUUGAUCCAUCCUCUGUUUUCUCCUAUCACAGCCAUUAAACUCUAACUGUUUUAGUCACCAUUGGCCUCAUGGUCAUUGAUGAAAUCCCUGAGCGGUUUCCUUCUUUUCCAGCAACUGAGUUAGGAAGGAUGCCUGUAUCUUUGUAGUGACUGGGUGUAUUGAUACACCUUCCAAAGUGUAAUUUCAUAACUUCACAGGGAUAUUCAAUGUGUGCUUUUUUCUUUACCCAUCUACCAAUAGGUGCCCUUUGUGAGGCAUUGGAAAACUUCCCUGGUCUUUGUUGUUGAAUCUGUGUUUGAAAUUCACUGCUCGACUGAGGGACCUUAUAAUUCUCUGUAUGUAUGGGGGACAGAGAUGAGGUAGUCAGUCAAAUCAUGUUAAACACUAUUAUUGCACACAGUGUGCAACUUAUGUGACUUGUUAAGCUUUUGUUAAAAGCAGACAUUAAAUAUCCCUUUGAGCAUGGUGAAGUUAUUAUUUACACUUUAGAUGGCAUCCUUCCUAAUUCAGUUGCCGGAGAGGAAGGAAACCGCUCAGGGAUUUCACCAUGAGGUGAUUUUAAAACAGUUUAAUGGCUGUGAUAGGAGAAAGCUGAGGAUGGAUCAACAACAUUGUAGGUACUCCAUAAUACUGUAGAUCAUUGACAAAAAAUGACAAUAAAAUCAAUUUAAUCCCACUUUGUAACACAAACAAAUGUGGAAAAAGUCUAGGGGUGUCACUUGUUAAAUCCACUUCAAUCAGUGUAGAUGAAGGGGAGGAGACCGGUUAAAGAAGGAUUUUUAAGCCUUGACACAAUUGAGACAUGGAUUGUGUAUGUGUGCCAUUCAGAGGGUGAAUGGGCAAGACAAAAUAUUUAAGUGCCUUUGAAUGGGGUAUGGUAGUAGGUGCCAGGCACACCAGUUUGUGUCAAGAACUGCAAUGCUGUUGGGUUUUUCACACUCAACAGUUUCCCGUGUGUAUCAAGAAUGGUCCACCACCCAAAGGACAUUCAGCCAACUUGACACAAUUGUGAGAAACAUUGGAGUCAACAUGGGCCGGCAUCCCUGUUGAACGCUUUUCGACACCUUGUACAGUCCAUGCCCAGAUGACUUGAGGCUGUUCUGAGGAGGGGUGCAACUCAAUAUUAGGAAGGUGUUCUUAAUGUUUUGUACACUCGUUUAGAUUUGGAUUAAGCAGAGCAUGUCUCACAAUUGGCAGCCACUUGGAACUCGUGAAAAAUCUGUCGAUGUGCCCUUGAGCAAGGCACUUAACCCUAAUUGCUCCUGUAAGUCGCUCUGGAUAUGAGCGUCUGCUAAAUGACUAAAAUGUAAAAAUGUGUGUGGGUCUUUGUUUUUCCAGGUAAUCGAGAAUUUGGACUCGCUGUCCUCCUUGACAAGUCUGUUUCUGGGCACCAACAAGAUCACACAGUUUCAACAUCUGGAGGGCCUACACAACCUGACAGUCCUCAGCAUCCAGGUACACACACAUACUGUGGCUUGAUAGUUUCUGUGACUUCCUCCAUCUUAAGUUUUGUGUUCAGUGUGACAACGAGUCAUAUAGACUGCAGUAUUUUUUACACACAAAUGCUUGUGUUUAGUGAAACUACUCAGUAGAAGUACAUCUACUCAUGAAGACAGUACAAUAUAAAAGACAAGUGGAUGUUUUGGUCUCUGAGUAUAUGUUGUGUUGUCUUUCCUCCAGAGUAACCGCAUCACCAAGAUGGAGGGUCUGCAGGGUCUGGUCAACCUGAAGGAGCUCUACCUGAGUCACAAUGGCAUCGAGGUCAUCGAGGGCCUGGAGAACAACGUGAGUCAACGGCAACCUGCACGACUGUAGGGCCAUGCACAUUGCCAUGGCGACCAAUAAAAUCAGAGCAGGAAUGCAAUGUUUAUGGAUCCCUAAUGAAUUAAUGUGGUGGGAGUCUGCUAGAUGACUGAAUGUAAUGUAAAUGUUGAGCGGCUUCACUGCAGGUAGAUUGUAUGUUUUUAAAAUUCAAUAAUACAUUUUUUUAUAAAAUAUGUGGCAUAAUGCUCCAAACGUAGUCAAUACAUGUUGUCAUUGCGAUUAUAUGUAGUUAUUGCAAAAUCAAGACUUGCCGUGUCUGCGUGCUAGUUUAAUGGCAAGUAUUUAAAAAUAUUUAAAGUGGUGACUAAAUUUAUGCUGUUUGUCCACAUACAGAAAAAGCUGACAACUCUGGACAUCGCAGCCAACCGGGUAAAGAAAAUUGAAAACAUCAGCCAUUUAACAGACCUACAGGAAUUCUGGGUAAGAGGGAAGGAGAGAUUGAAAAGAGGGAUGUGGGUCGCAUGGAUGAGUCAUUUUAAAGUAGAUCACUGUCAGUUGUUUGAGAAAUGGAUAUGUCCAAGGUUGCAGAUAGGAAACUUCUCUAUCAUACACUACCGGUCAAAAGUUUUAGAACACCUACUCAUUCCAGGGUUUUUCUUUAUUUUUACUAUUUUCUACAUUGUAGAAUAAUAGUGAAGACAUCAACACUAUGAAAUAACACAUAUGGAAUCAUGUAGUAACCAAAUAAGUGUUAAACAAAUCAAAAUAUAUUUUAUAUUUGAGAUUCUUCAAAUAGUCACCAUUUGCCUUGAUGACAGCUUUGCAUACUCUUGGCAUUCUCUCAACCAGCUUCAACUGGAAUGCUUUUCCAACAGUCUUGAAGGAGUUCCCACAUAUGCUGAGCACUUGUUGGCUGCUUUUCCUUCACUCUGCGGUCCAACUCAUCCCAAAUCAUCCCACUUUGGUUGAGGUCGGGGGAUUGUGGAGGCCAGGUCAUCUGAUGCAGCACUCCAUCACUCUCCUUCUUGGUCAAAUAGCCCUUACACAGACUGGAGGUGGGUUGGGUCAUUGUCCUGUUGAAGACAAAAAAGAUAAUCCCACUAAGCCCAAACCAGAUGUGAUGGCGUAUCGCUGCAGAAUGCUGUGGUAGCCAUGCUGGUUAAGUGUGCCUUGAAUUCUAAAUAAAUCACAGACAUUGUCACCAGCAAAGCUCCCCCACACCAUAACACCUCCUCCUCCAUGCUUUACGGUGGGAAAUACACAUGCAGAGAUCAUCCGUUCACCCACACCGCGUCUCACAAAGACACUGCGGUUGGAACCAAAAAUCUCCAAUUUGGACUCCAGACCAAAAUACAAAUUUCCACCGGUCUAAUGUCCAUUGCUCAUUUUUCUUGGCCCAAGCAAGUCUCUUCUUCUUAUUGGUGUCCUUUAGUAGUGAUUUCUUUGCAGCAAUUCGACCAUGAAGGCCUGAUUCACACAGUCCCUUCUGAACAGUUGAUGUUGAGAUGUGUCUGUUACUUGAACUCUGUGAAGCAUUUUAUGGGCUGCAAUUUCUGAGGCUGGUAACUCUAAUUAACUUAUCCUCUGCAGCAGAGGUAACUCUGGGUCUUCCAUUCCUGUGGCGGUCCUCAUGAGAGCCAGUUUCAUCAUAGCGCUUGAUGGUUUUUGCGACUGCACUUGAAGAAACUUUCAACGUUCUUGAAAUGUUCCGUAUUGACUGACCUUCAUGUCUUAAAGUAAUGAUGGACUGUCGUUUCUCUUUGCUUAUUUGAGCUGUUCUUGCCAUAAUAUGGACUUUGUCUUUUACCAAAUAGAUCCAUCUUCUGUAUACCAACCCUACCUUGUCACAACACAACUGAUUGGCUCAAACGCAUUAAGAAGGAAAGAAAUUCCACAUAUUAACUUUUAAGAAGGCACACCUGUUAAUUGAAAUGCAUUCCAGGUGACUACCUCAUGAAGCUGGUUGAGAGAAUGCCAAGAGUGUGUAAAGCUGUCAAGGCAAAGGGUGGCUAUUUGAAGAAUCUCAAAUAUAAAAUAUAUUUUGAUUUGUUUAAUACUUUUUUGGUUACUACAUGAUUCCAUAUGUGUUAUUUCAUAGUUUUGUUGUCUUCACUAUUAUUCUACAAUGUAGAAAAUAGUAAAAAUAAAGAAAAACCUUUGAAUGAGUAGGUGUUCUAAAACUUUUGACUGGUAGUGUAUAUCAAAUCUCUCUUUCUCCCCCUCCCAGAUGAAUGAUAAUCAGAUAGAGAACUGGUCAGAUCUGGACGAGUUGAAGAAUGCCAAAGCCCUGGAGACGGUGUACCUCGAGAGGAACCCCUUACAGAAGGACCCCCAAUACCGCAGGAAGAUCAUGCUGGCGCUGCCCACCGUACGCCAGAUCGAUGCCACCUUCAUCCGCUUCUAA